AUGAAUGUACAUUUGGAUGACUCGAGUAGCAAUGGUAAUUACAUCGAAUUGAACGACACCGAAGAGGUUUUGUAUAGGUACCUCACGAUAACCCUCUAUUUAUGUUGGAUGUUGUGCAUUUUAACACUUGUUAUUAUUAGCAUACAUUUCAUAGAGACUCCUUGUGAAGCGUGUGAUUAUUAUAACAGGGUAGUGGUCAUUAUUAUAUUAAUAAAAAGUAUAUUUCACAUAAGUUUAACAAUUAUGAGAAUAAAAAAAAGAGAUGAAAUUGAAAAUGAUGAAAGGUUAAAAAAUUUGACAAUAUAUUUUAUAAAACUAUUUAAUUCUUUAACUUUUUUUUUAGCAUUAGUAUCCCUAUAUUUAUUACAUUUUUAUAAUAAUAAAUGUUCAUUCAAUACUGUAGCACUGAAAUUCAUAAAGCUAUACUACUACUUUACUAUUACAUUAUAUUUUUUACCGCUUUUAUUUUACAUAUCACUUGGUUUAUUUCUAUCCUUAAUUAUUUGUAUCAUUAUAAACUUCUCCGUUGAUGAAAAUGAUCGUAUACCAACCCCAGAAAAUGUUAUAAAAAAGUUGGCCGUAUUGAAAUAUAGGGAUUUGGAUUUUGUGCAUAAUAGGGAAAAUAAAAAUAAUAUAAAAAAAAAAAAAAAAAAAUUCAAAAAACCAUCUUUUGAAAUUAUAUUCGACAAGGUAAAACGGGCAAUGAGAAGAAAAGACAAAAAGGACAAGAAAAAAAUUAAUACGCAUUCAACUUCAAAAAAUGAAAACCAUGCAGACGAAAAUUUAAAGGAGAUGUUAAAGCCACUUAAUCCAAAUGACCCAAAUGAACAGUCUAAUCAUGCGAAUGAAGUUUCGCCAAUUUGUUUCUCUAGCAGUGGUUUCAAGGGUAUAUCUAAGGAGCAGCACAAGGAGCGAGACAAGGAUCGUGAAAAUGGAGAAGAUAUUGAUAGAGCCAGUGAUGGAGCCAUUGAUCAGGGAAUUGAACGAGAAGACGAAGAUAUCUGUUCUAUAUGUAUGAUGAGUUAUAAUCCCAAUGACGAGGUAAUGAUAAUGCCAUGCGACAAACGCCACUUCUUUCAUGUGGCUUGUCUGACAAAGUGGUUAUAUAAAAGUCAGGUUUGUCCAAUUUGUAGAACCAACAUCGUUACUUCCCUUAAUGCUAAGAAUGAAAUUGUUUGA
Plasmodium gonderi is the source of this 1179-nucleotide messenger RNA. RefSeq names its product RING zinc finger protein. Gene Ontology annotation, molecular function: zinc ion binding. The coding region runs from base 1 to 1179 and encodes 392 amino acids. The record is from RefSeq and is a predicted model, not a curated record. The transcript has 2 exons. NCBI's taxonomy places the organism in Eukaryota, Apicomplexa, Aconoidasida, Haemosporida, Plasmodiidae.